AUGCAUGCCCUGCCCAUUGUCGACAUCAGCUUCUGGAAUGGGUGCCUGGAUGCUACUCUGCCCGUUCUGGACUUCAUCAGCGCCGAUGUCUGCACAGAGUCUGCUGGGGAACUUGGAAAUGGCACAGGCAUAGCCUGCCGAGAUUGCAUGGUGCAUGGAAACGGAAGAAUCACGCCCCUACCUUCUCCUCUCCGCGGACACAUGUUUACUCUCACCUGCAUGGCGCAGGUCAAGGGCAUUGAACGGCAAGUUGACCCGUUCUACUGUAUACUCGAGAGGUACAAGGGUUGA
This is a messenger RNA of Metarhizium brunneum ARSEF 3297, 291 nucleotides long. RefSeq lists its product as uncharacterized. Lineage: Eukaryota; Fungi; Ascomycota; Sordariomycetes; Hypocreales; Clavicipitaceae. The record is from RefSeq and is a predicted model, not a curated record.